Molecule: messenger RNA, 2426 nt
Organism: Cyprinodon tularosa
Lineage: Eukaryota; Metazoa; Chordata; Actinopteri; Cyprinodontiformes; Cyprinodontidae
Gene: pbk
Product: PDZ binding kinase
Exons: 7
Coding region: 126-1142 (338 amino acids)
Biological process (GO): protein phosphorylation
Molecular function (GO): protein serine/threonine kinase activity; ATP binding
Source: RefSeq, a predicted model, not a curated record
AACAGAAGAAGAAGAAGAAAAAGAAGAAGAAAGAUUUUUGUCCCUCUUCGGCGUCCAUACCUAUCAGCCGUUUUUUUGAAUGUACUGCGCGGUUGGCACUUCGCUUGAGUUUAGAGAAACCUAGGAUGGCCUCUACUAAUGAUUACAGCGUGUUUAAAACCCCCAUCAGAGGCAGGGUGAGGAGUUCUGGGAGCAGUGGAGGUGGGACCCCUAUCACCAUUCCUGCUUCACCAUUCAUGAAGAAGUUGGGUUGUGGAACUGGAGUCAGUGUUUAUCUGAUGAACAGAGUGGGGAAGCUCAACUCAUCUCCAUGGGCUGUGAAGAAGAUCAACAGUAAAUGUGCAUCCAAACAGUCGGCUGUUUACCAGCUGCGUCUAAAUGAGGAGGCAGAGAUCCUAAAAGGAAUAGAUCACCCAAAUAUUGUUGGUUUCCGUGCCUUUGCUACAGCAAAAGACGGUUCAAAGUGUCUGGCUAUGGAAUAUGGAGGAGAGCAGUCCCUCAACGACCUGAUAGAGAAGCGGAGGGAGAAUGGACUAAAAGCUUUUCCCGCUGCUAACAUAGAAAAGGUGGCUCUGCAUGUGGCGCGUGGGCUGAAGUACCUUCACAAUGAGAAGAAGCUUCUGCAUGGGGACAUGAAGUCGUGUAACGUGGUUAUCAAAGGUGAUUUUGAGACUGUCAAGAUCUGUGACGUUGGUGUCUCUCUGCAUCUCUACGAGAACAUGAAAGUGUCUGACCCUAAGGCAGAGUAUAUCGGCACAGAGCCGUGGAAGCCAAAAGAAGCUCUGGAGGAGGGAGGAGAAAUCACCGAUAAGGCAGACAUCUUCGCCUUCGGUCUGACCCUGUGGGAGAUGAUGACUCUGGACAUGCCUCACCUGCAGAUGCUGGACGGUGAUGAAGACGAUAACGGGGACGAUUCAAUGGAGGAGAGCUUUGAUGAGGAUGCCUAUUAUGAGCGUUUGGGGACGAGGCCACCGCUGGACGCUGCAUCUCUGGGCACCUCGUACAGGAGGAUGGUGGAGCUCUUCUGUCUUUGCACUGAGGAAGACCCUAAGAAGAGACCAUCAGCUGCACAGAUUGUCCAGGCCUUAGAGGACAACACUGUGUUGGACAGAGCACCAUGUGAGGUGAUCGUUAUUGAUUAACAUCUUCAUUUAUUGCUCUGAACUCUUGUAAAUGUUAACCAUUUGUCUGGAACAGUUAAAACACUGUUUUAUAAUUGUCAUUUCUAUGUUUUGUCAUCUUUUACUGUAUCCUUUACUUCAUUAACUUUUUCACAGUAAACCAUAAAAUGCUCUUACUAUUGUCUUUUUGUAAAUAAGUGUAAAAGUGGGUGGGGAAAAAAAUAUCCUUAAAAGAAUUUUUGUUAAAUGCGCGAAGCAGGAACAUCCCUUAAAGGGGAAAGAGUUGUUCAACCAAACUAGCUUAAUUCACCAGAUCGUAUCUUACUUUUAUCAAUACUUAUAUUACAAAUGAGAAAAACAUAAACGUAAAAGAAAAGAAAGCCUUGUUUUAUAAUUUGAUAAGGGCAUCGCCAUGUUGAAGUACCUCGCACGGCGAUGUCCAGGGAUAGAUUAAUGCUAGCUCUAGCAGUUGUAUAGAUUGGAAGCACUGCUGAUAGAUCACAACCAUAAAACCCUUUCAGCUUUAUCCUCCAUCAAACCAAAUGUUCUAUGGUUGAUCUGUCGCCAGUAUAUCCAAUUGCUAGAGCUACUGUUAAUCAACCCUGUGAGGUCACCAUUCGAGGUACUGCAACAUGGUGGCACCCUUACCAAAGAAUUAUAAAACAAAAGGUUUUUAAUUUUACUCUUUACGUUUAUAAUUUAAUUAUCGAUAACAGUAAGACACAAUCCCAUGAACUAAGUUUGAUCGUUUGAUUUCCCCUUUAACAGUGAUGGAAUUCGUGUUUCAGAAAUAUUUCGCCUUCAAAGUGCAGAAUACUUCCAACGGGUACAUGGAAAAUGAAUCCUAUUAUGUUGAACAUGUCUCACAAAUUGAGAUUGUCAGUUAAAACUGAACUCACAAUAAAAACGCUUAAAAGUAACAUCAAAUUGUAUGAACUUUUAUUUUCCCACUGCAGCAGGGGAAGGGAUAUUAAAACAUUCAGGGAAAAGGGCUGCAUUAUAAAUACAGAAUACUAAACCUUACCCAAUAGAAACAACUUUACACACAAAGCUUUAACAAAAAACAGCUUUGCAUAUAAUUAACAUUCAGCAAAAAAACCUUUAACACGAAAAACUUCAGAACUUCACGCCAAUUAAUGCAGCAUAUUUAAUGAACUGUUGCUUCCUUCUUAUGCUAUGAAGUUGUAAAUAAGGAAGGUUGGGGUGUUGCAGUACUUGGUGGCAAACAGCUUCCCAUCAGGUGUUGGAUCAGAAAAUGCAAUUUCGUCCUUGCUCAGAUAACUUCCAAACAUGAAGGUGCUCCUU